AUGGCUCAAGCGACGUCGCCCUUCAUCUUGGGUGUUCCGGCUGAGCCUCUUCGUGUCUACUCCCUGGGCGGUGAGCUGCUGCUGGAGAAGACACCCGCGGCUCUCGAGACGGUGGGGGACCUCAUCCUGGAGCUCAGCGGUCAGCUAAAGGUGGCGCCCUACCGGCUGCAGCUGCAGCUGCUGCAGGGCGGGCGGGAGCCGGCGGGGGCGGGCAUGGAGCCCACCAGGGCUCUGCAGGAGCUGUCGGAGCUACAGCUGCUGGUGGCCCCGGUGGAUCCCAGCCGCGCGGUGACCCGCCCCGGGCGCAUCGUCUCCGUGCGCCGGGCAGAGCAGCGGCUCCUGGAGGUGGCCUUUGAGCCGGGGGGCGCCUGGGAGCGGCUCGACGAGGACGUGCGGGUCCUCCACACGCUGCGCGUACGCGGGGAGCCCCACUUCGACUACGAGAAGGCGAUCGACGUGAUCGACGCGGACGCGGAGCGCGGCAAGGCGGUCUUGGACUUCGCGGAGGGCAAGGUGCUGCCCGCGGCGUUCCGCGAGCUGCUGCUGCACUUCAGCACGAUGCGGCUCGUGACCCGGGUGCAGCGGGGCGAGCGCUUCGCGGGCUUAGCGGAGUCGCCGGCGAAGCCAUGCAACGCUGCAGGCCUGCAGGGGCUCGGAAGGAUGAGCUUUGCUCUGAUUGGCCACUGGCUCAUUGAUUGCCUCAGCAUCGCAUCAGGCAUUUCGGCGCUUGUGCUGGCAAUGCUCUGGCAGUUCUACUUGGAAGCUGCGCUUUUUGCAGCGACAUUGUGGCUCCCCGGGUUUGUUUGGACAUGGCGGAGCCACUGCUACUGCUUUCGCAGGAAGUUUGUGGGUCCAGGGUCGUUUGUCGUACCUCCGCUUUGCUUGAUUGUGUGGUGCUGCGGAGUGGUUUGGCUUUGGGUGCCUCUUGCUCUGAUCCCUGCAGUUUUCGUCUUCGUGGCCUUUCACACUUAUUGGCUGCUUCGGCUCCUCUUGCAAGUGGCAGGUGUAUGCCUUAUCAUACCGGAGGCUUGUCAAUUCCCGAUUCAGAGGCAGGCCUUCGCCUUCUACGAGCUCUACAUGCGUGACACGCGGAUCUGGGGAGACAGCCUUAGGUUGGUGCUGUGCCUGGUUUUGGUUGCUGAUGCCGGGCUGGAAGAGCGUCUGCCACGCACAAACCCUUUGGCCUUGGGAGUCACCGUGGGGAGCAGUUUGCUGGCGCUGGUCUUGUCUUGCUUGCCCUACCGGAGGCACCUGGCCGAGGAUGCCUGGGAGAUCUUCGAUGACGAGAUCAUGGAGCUGGAGGAGGAUUGA
Molecule: messenger RNA, 1311 nt
Organism: Effrenium voratum
Lineage: Eukaryota; Dinophyceae; Suessiales; Symbiodiniaceae
Source: the annotation of a GenBank genome assembly